Helianthus annuus (common sunflower) is the source of this 1865-nucleotide messenger RNA. RefSeq lists its product as uncharacterized. NCBI's taxonomy places the organism in Eukaryota, Viridiplantae, Streptophyta, Magnoliopsida, Asterales, Asteraceae. The record is from RefSeq and is a predicted model, not a curated record. The transcript has 5 exons. Bases 910 to 1854 code for a protein of 314 amino acids.
CUCAUUCAUAACCCAACUUAUUGUAAACAUUUUGUACUUGUAACUUUGUUCAAGUAAUACAUAACCAUUAUUGUUGUAGUAUUGCACUACAAAAUCAUAAUUGUGAUCCUCACAAACAAAGACUUCUGCUGCUAUACAUAAUCAAACUCAUCCAAAAGGCUGAACUUAGAAGUAUUCCAAGUGCCGCAUGAGGGUUCAAGAAUAACUCCGUGACAUUGGAUGUUGUCGUUUUGCUGAAGCACCAGGGUCGUUGUUUGGAUCUUGGACAAAUUGAAGGGUACCUGUUUGGAUCUUGGACAAAUCGAAAGGUCAAAACCCAGAUUGUAGGGGCUCUGGCAUCAUACGAAGUUGGAUCCAGCCACAAUCAUACCAAGGUUGCACGUUAGCGUUGGACAUUUUUUCCAGACGAAAAUCAUGAAGAUCAAGAUCAAGGAGUGAAGACAUUUUAUUUUAUAUAUGUCAUGUUUCUCUGCAUAAAAAACAUGAUGUCAAAUUUACGAUAGUGUAAAUAUUUGAAGAGUAAUACAUAUAUAUAUAUAUAUAUAUAUAUAUAUAUGGAGAAGAUCAUGCGAGAACUGGCUAUUAUUGUGAGAACUGCGAGAACCAAGUGUGAACGCAACAAUACUCAAACUACAAGGGCUGGAAUAUAAAAUAAGAUAUUUUCAGAUAAUCAUUCAUCAUAUCCAUUCAAAAUUGGUACUAUUCACUCAUGUCCGACGCCGCCUGUCGCCUCCGUCUCCGCCACCACGAUUCCGACCACCGAUCGAAGAUUCCGACAAUGUAUCUUUAAUUCCGGUCACAUUCGCAACACCUCAACUAAUUAAUUCAUGUAUUACGACAAUUCAUCAAAUUUCUGCAAACCCUAACAUUCUUACAGCAUAUUCGUCAUUUCUCAGCUUACAAGAAAUCAUGGCAUCAUCUGAUUCGUCUUCAGUAAACGCCCCAAUCAAUAUUAUUAGAAAUGAUCAACAUUGUCCAACACCAAUGCAAUCUGAAAAAGGGUUAAUUCCUAUAAUUGAUUCAUCUUGUGCUGUUGCAUCUAUCGACCCCAUAUAUGACAUUGUGACAGAUGCUAAUUUUGAAAUCCCGUAUAACACACAGUCAUAUUCUGAUUCUGGAUCGUCUUCUUAUGUGUCAACUUCAUCAAAUACACCACAACAACUACAAUUCCUACAUAAAGAACAGAAAGGUACAUUUAUAAGUUCAGUUUAUUCGUCCCCCGAUGGUACCAAAUUUUGGACUCCCGACGUUGACAUCCAAUACAUGCCAUCAAUUGGAAGUGUCUUCCAACACUGGGAUGAUGCUAUCAUGAUGUAUAAACAAUACGCUUCAAAGGCUGGAUUUUCUGUCCGUAUUAGCACUUUGAAAUCAAAGCCAGACCCAUCCAAUCCUAGCAUAAGAAUUCCUACACAUCGGUAUCUUUUAUGUUCAAAAAAUGGCAAGCCAAAACAUAACACUUUCGAUUCUUCACUACCACCUACAAACAACAAACGACGUAGCCGAUACACCGUCUCUAAUUGUGGUGCAUGUGCCCGUUUUCGAUAUUUGGAAACAACAAGACAAUUUCAAUUAUAUAGUAUUGUUGAGCAACAUAAUCAUUGCGUGAUCAGUAAUGAAAAUGCCGAUCUUCUCAGACAAAAUAGACAAGUAACUUUUGAAGAUCAACAAUUUAUACAUCGGGUCGGGUUAAACAAAAUUGGGCCAAGCAUUGCCCACAAUAUUCAAGUUUCCUUAAAAGGUGGACCACAAAAUGUGCAGGGUACUACAGUGGGUUUUAAAAAUGUAAGUAGAGACUUUCGAUUAUUUGUAGGUCCCCCGGAGGUUGAGGUUAAACCUUAUCCUUGUUAUGUUUAACACACUAGCAA